Molecule: messenger RNA, 1062 nt
Organism: Fonsecaea nubica
Lineage: Eukaryota; Fungi; Ascomycota; Eurotiomycetes; Chaetothyriales; Herpotrichiellaceae
Exons: 5
Coding region: 1-1062 (353 amino acids)
Source: RefSeq, a predicted model, not a curated record
AUGAGUUCCUUGAAAACCGACGAUGGACUUCCAACCCAAAUGAAAGCCGUCGUGUUCCAAAAACCCGGCGAACCUCUGAAGCUUGUCGAGAAGGCAGUGCCCAAGCCAGGACCCGGAGAACUCCUUGUGAAGAUUCUUUCAACUAGCAUCUGUGCCUCAGACUUGGUGCCAUGGAAAGGAUACCUCGGAGAUAAAACUGGUGUGGUCCCUGGCCACGAGGCAGUAGGGGUAGUGGUUUCCAAGCAUGAAUCGACCGCGACCAACUUGCGAAACGGCGAUCGAGUCGGCUUCACCAAUGCGGCCAACUUCUGUGCGAAUUGUGAAAGGUGCCUGGCCGGGUCAGGCCAAUUUUGCGAAUCUGGAAAGAGGGAUCUCGGAUUCGACGUGGAUGGUUUCUGGGCCGAAUAUGCGGUGGUGUCAGCCCUGGUUGCGAUCAAAAUCCCUGACACGUUGGAUGCUCCAAAGUUGGCCCCCUUGUUUUGCGCCGGAAUCACAGCAUUUGCCGCUUUGAAACGACUUGACGCUCCGGCGAGAGGUCUGAUCGGCGUCAUUGGCCUUGGAGGAGUCGGGACUCUGGCUGUGCGAUUUGCCAGGGCGCUUGGCUUUCAAGUCGUCGGGUUGGACGUGUCGCAGGAUGCUCGGGAUAGAGCUUUGCGGGCCGGGGCCCAGCAUGUCCUCGACUCGAGUGAUCUCGACACCGUCAAGAGCAAGGUCUCGGAGUUGACUCAAGGUGGCUUGUUGGCAGGGUGUUUGAUAUGCACUCCCACAUCCGCAGGCUAUCUCAUUGGAGCCGAGAUCUGCGGCUUUCAAAGGACCCUUGUCGCGGUUGGUGUUCCUCAUGAGGCCAUCCCACUGAGUAUUAUGCCGUUUAUCAAGAAAGGUCUAGUGAUGAAAGGAACCCAAACGGGGAACCCGAUCGAUUUGAAGGAUAUGAUGGCGACUGUGUCAAUACAUGACAUUGUUCCAGAGUCGACCGAGUGUGACUUCUCUCAGCUGCCUGAUAUAUUCAGCAAGUUUGCAGCGGGGGAGAUAUUUGGCAAGUUCUCAUUCAAUUUGAGUUGA